Neohortaea acidophila is the source of this 1287-nucleotide messenger RNA. RefSeq lists its product as uncharacterized. Lineage: Eukaryota; Fungi; Ascomycota; Dothideomycetes; Mycosphaerellales; Teratosphaeriaceae. The transcript has a single exon. Gene Ontology annotation, molecular function: SNAP receptor activity. Gene Ontology annotation, cellular component: endoplasmic reticulum; SNARE complex. Gene Ontology annotation, biological process: retrograde vesicle-mediated transport, Golgi to endoplasmic reticulum. The annotation marks the transcript as partial. The record is from RefSeq and is a predicted model, not a curated record.
CAGCUCAUCGACCAACUCGCCCAAAUCAGCGAUUCCCUCAAAGCGACCAACACCCUCAUCACCCGCCUCUCCAAACUCCCCUUCUCCCCCGGCACCGAGUCCCUCGACGAUCCCCACAGCGUCCGCAUCGAGCUCGCCCAAGACAUCCACGAUAGCUUGAAGCAAUUGGAAGAAGACCUAGAACUUCUCAAGCAGGAAGCGGAGGAUCUCAACACCACCAGCCAUACCGGGGGAUAUCGGCGGCGCGAGAGUACUGACGACCGCGAGCGAGAGAGAACCCGAUUGACCGCGCACACCACCAAACUCGAAGAAGACCUCCGUAGCUCACGGUCACAUUUCCGACGCGCUCAGCUCAACGCGAAGAAGGCCUCGGAAGCGGCCAAGAGGAAAGAGCGGGAACUCGUUCUCGCGACCCUCUCCAACCCGGAGCCUGUACCUCAGACAAACGGCAAUAGAACAGGCGACCUCUUUGCCGGCCGCCGCACUCCUCAGCCUAAGCAGAGAGGAACGAAAGAAGAGCAAGAAGUCGACGCCUCCACCUCCGUCACCACUGCGCUCCGCCGCACGCACGACCUCCUCUCCACCGAGCUCAGUCGAUCGCUUUUUGCACAAGAAACCUUUGACCAAUCGACCGCUGCUCUCGCCGAGCUAGGCGAGAAAUACGACAGUCUCGAUUCGGUGCUGAAGAACAGCCGCGAACUGCUAGGCACUCUACUCCGGAGUCAAAAGAGCGAUACGUGGUACUUGGAAACCGCCUUCUACAUCCUCAUCACCACCCUCGUCUGGUUGAUCUUCCGCCGCAUUUUACUGUGGCCGUUCAUUCGCCUACCAAUCUUCCUCUUCAGGUGGAUUCUGUGGAAACCGAUCUGGUGGUUCUUGUAUCUGACAGGCGUUGUCACUACGGGGACUACUGCAGCACAGGGAACGGUCGCUAGAUCAUCGACCAGAGCACCACUGAUCGUCCAACCCAGCGCUGCAAAGGGUAGUAUACCGCGCUUUGAGGAAGGUAUGGCAGAAAAGCUACGACAAGGUGGCGGGGUUCCCGUUGGUGCUGGCGGCUCGCAGGCGAAGGAGGGACGCGAGAACGUUCUCGAUGGGGAGAUGAGCGAACGCAUUGGUCGUAUGGCUGAGGAGCGGCAAAAGCAGCAAGAAGGGGGAGAGAAGAAGGAAGUCAAGCGGGGAGACGGCACCGUCUUGCAGGAAAGGGAAAGCGAGCCACCAAACCCGCGGAAGAAGAUGUUUGAGGCGGAUGUGGAGGAUGCGAAGCAGCGGGAGAGGCAGCAGGAU